UGCACGGACAGAAGGAUCACUCCAGCGCUUCACAACAGCAGCAGCAAUAACACUAAUAUCUGUCAUCUGUGUAGUGAUAUUACAGUAAUAUCAGCGCGCGGGUGUUUGCAGCGCGAAAUCUCAUGCAUCUGGAUGAUUCAGCAGAGAAGAAGCAAACACCAGAUCUGCAGAAACAUCGCGUGUGUUUGAGUUUAUUUUGAAGCUGCACAAUGGAGAGCUGGUGUGAUGCUGAGAAGAGCCCAGCUCAUCUAUUUGAGUCCAAUGAAGAGGAAAAAUACGCAACCCUACAGAGAAGUGAAGGAACGAUGGAAGAAGAAGCGUUAGAGUCAGACGAGGAGAUUUAUAAAGUUAUUGAAAUAGAUGACAAUACAGAGUUUGGCCCAGGCUAUCACUCUUAUGAUGAAGAGGACCCAGAGCUACACAUACCUGCAGAGACGGAUGCUGCUUACAUGUCCAAAAAUGGGCACAUAUUGUGGAGUCCUACACCUCCUCCCAACGAACAUAAGAGAUUUCCAAGUCAUCUUUUCGAGAAAAUGACCCCUGGACCAACAAGCUUUGCGUGCUCCAAUGCCCAAGACAUAAAGUCAACGUUUGAAUUGUUUUUCCCAGAUGAGAUUAAAGAGAUGUUGAUGCAGAUAUCCAAUUUAGAGGGCAAACGUGUGUAUGGUGCUGCCUGGAAGGAUCUGGACUGGACGGAUUUGCAGGCCUUCAUUGGUAUCUUGAUUCUGAUUGGUGUCUAUCGAUCUAAGCAUGAGUCCGUGGAUAGUUUAUGGGAUGGAGUAUUGGGGAGGCCAAUUUUUCGUGCUACUAUGGCGCUCUACACCUUUAAAAGCUGGUCAAGAGUCAUCUGCUUUCGCAAAAGAGAUCCAGAACCAGGCCAAAAGAGUGGUGAUAAACUGGCACCAAUACUGAACGUCUGGGAUAAAUGGGUUGAACGCCUGCCGCUUAUGUACAAUCCAGGGCAAAACCUCACUGUGGACAAGUGCCUGGUGCCUUUCAGAGGACGGUGUCCCUUUAAAAUAUACAUGCAGUGCAAACCAGCUAAAUACGGGAUUCAAAUCUGGGCAGUUUGCGAUACCAAGUCCAGUUACGCAUGGAACAUGCAGAUCCACACUGGGAAUCCUGCAGACGGCAAAUCAGAAGAGGACCAGGGAAUGGGUGUGGUCCUGGACAUGACAUCCGCUUUAGAAGGACACAACAUAACGUGCGACCACUCCUUCACAUCGUACGCUCUGGGAGAGGAGCUGUUACGAAGAAACAUCACCAUGAUCGGGACCAUCAGAUUGAGCAAUCCUGAGCUUCCACCUGCGCUGUUAUCAGUAAAAGGCAGAGCCAUGAACUCCUCAAAGUUCGCCUUCACCGAUACACACACGCUUGUCUCUUACCAUCCCAGAAAAAAUAAGAACGUGCUUCUGAUGAGCACGCUGCACAGAGAAGACACGGAGAGCAGCAACGAGCUGAAGAAACCACAGAUGAUCCUGGACUACAACAGCACCAGAGGCGGAGUGGACAACUUUGACAAGCUCACCUCCACAUAUACCUGCCAGAGGAAGACCCUGCAUUGGCCCAUGGUGAUUUUCUUCAACAUGUUGGACGUCUCAGCCUACAAUGCGUUUGUGCUGUGGAUGGACUUACACCCUUCAUGGGAAGCGCAGAAGACAAACAGGAGGAGGAUCUUUCUGCAGGAUUUGGGAAGAGCUCUGGUCACACCACAUUUGCAAAGAAGAGAGCGUCUUCCUCGCUUACCGAACUCCAUCAAUAUGAUUAUUGAAGCACAAUCGGCUCCCGAAGAUAUCCAGCGAUGCAUCCCGCCAGUUACAGACCCCAAGAGGAAAAGGUGCGAGCCCUGUAACAGAAGCACCUAUGGUGGCAAAAGGAGAGACACCAAAACCAGAUUAACAUGUGACAAAUGCAACAUGUACAUUUGCAAAGCACACGCUGUAAUUACCACGCUCUGCUACCGAUGCACAAAGGAGUAAAUGCACUGCUAAUGCGCUAUGUGCUGUUUAAUUUAAUGUUGUGAAAUGUGAUUGAUGUUGUCUUGAGUAAUCAAGUGAUUGUUAACUUUAUUACGAAUGUUUUAAAUA
This is a messenger RNA of Danio aesculapii, 2087 nucleotides long. RefSeq names its product dual specificity protein phosphatase 26. The transcript is spliced from 3 exons. Bases 210 to 1979 code for a protein of 589 amino acids. The record is from RefSeq and is a predicted model, not a curated record. NCBI's taxonomy places the organism in Eukaryota, Metazoa, Chordata, Actinopteri, Cypriniformes, Danionidae. Gene Ontology annotation, molecular function: MAP kinase phosphatase activity; protein tyrosine/serine/threonine phosphatase activity. Gene Ontology annotation, biological process: protein dephosphorylation; negative regulation of MAPK cascade. Gene Ontology annotation, cellular component: cytoplasm.